AUGUACUCGCCGGAAGAGGCCGCCGCGCUGGAGAAGCGCAACUACCGCAGCAUCAGGGAGAUGAUCCGCCUCUCCUACACGGUGGGCUUCAACCUGAUGCGGCCCCGCCGCUGGGACGGGGCCCUGAGAAUCUGGACCGUCGUGCUCAGCCUGAGCAGCCUGCUGUCCCUGUACGGCCACUGGCAGAUGUUCCGGCACUACCUCGAGGACAUGCCGCGGAUAGUCGAGACUGUCAGCACUGCCUUGCAGGUCCUCACGUCGGUCUUCAAGAUGUGGUACUUUCUGUUCGCCCACCGACGGAUCUACGAGCUGCUGCGGCAGGCCCGCUGCCACGAGCUGCUGCAGCGCUGCGAGCUCUUUGCCACCAUUGCGGAUCUGCCCGUGGCUCAGGUGCUCCGCCGGCGGGUGGCGGCCAUCAUGCAGCGCUACUGGGGCAGCACACGACGCCAGCUCCUGAUCUACCUGUACAGCGUGAUAGCCCUCACCUCCAACUACUUCUUCAAUUCCUUUGCCCGCAACCUGUACCGCUACGUGACCCAGCCGCCCGGCAGCUUCGAGAUCGUCCUUCCCCUGCCCGCCCUCUAUCCCGGCUGGGAGGACAAGGGCCUGGCCUUUCCCUACUACCACAUCCAAAUGUACAUCGAGUCCUGCGCCCUCUACAUCUGCGGCAUGUGCGCCGUCAGCUUCGAUGGCGUCUUCAUUGUCGUGUGCCUCCACGGCGUGGGUCUGAUGGAGUCGCUCAGCGAGAUGAUUGCCGGCGCCACGUCGCCGCUGGUGCCGCCCGAGCGUCGUGUGGAGUACCUCCGCGGCUGCAUCUACCAGUACCAGAGGGUGGCCAGCUUUGCAGAGGAGAUCAACGACUGCUUCCGGCACCUGACGCUCUCCCAAUUCCUGCUCAGCCUCUUCGGCUGGGGCCUGGCCCUGUUCCAGAUGAGUGUCGGCCUUGGCACCAGCAGCGGCAUCACCAUGAUCCGGAUGACCAUGUACCUCACGGCCUCCGGCUACCAGAUAGUCGUCUACUGCUACAAUGGCCAGCGAUUUGCGACAGCCAGCGAACAGAUUGCCGGGGCGUUCUACGGGUGCGAGUGGUACGCGGAGUGCCGCGAGUUCCGGCAGCUCAUUCGCAUGAUGCUGAUGCGGACGAACCGCUGCUUCAGGCUGGACGUGUCCUGGUUCCUGGCCAUGUCCCUGCCCACCCUGAUGUCGAUGGUUCGGACCAGCGGACAGUACUUUCUCCUCCUGCAGAAUGUCAGCGAGAAGUAG
Molecule: messenger RNA, 1263 nt
Organism: Drosophila miranda
Lineage: Eukaryota; Metazoa; Arthropoda; Insecta; Diptera; Drosophilidae
Gene: Or63a
Product: odorant receptor 63a
Exons: 10
Coding region: 1-1263 (420 amino acids)
Biological process (GO): detection of chemical stimulus involved in sensory perception of smell; sensory perception of smell
Cellular component (GO): plasma membrane
Molecular function (GO): olfactory receptor activity; odorant binding
Source: RefSeq, a predicted model, not a curated record